Molecule: messenger RNA, 774 nt
Organism: Lingula anatina
Lineage: Eukaryota; Metazoa; Brachiopoda; Lingulata; Lingulida; Lingulidae
Source: RefSeq, a predicted model, not a curated record
CUUUGUGUCACGCAUAUAGACGGCUCAUCUCCCCUUUCUUCGCCGCCUCUUUGGUAGAACUUUCAGACAGUAUUUCCGUUUCACAAGAGUCGAAGCUAUUCCCAUCCUUCUUUAAAAAUGGGUAAUACCCUUCUCAACCCUUGCAGCACGACCGCUGCGGCAGUUUCUGGACAAAUAUUGGCUUGUGAUAAUGGUUUAACGACGCAACAAGGGGCAUGUACAUUCAACCCUUUCUUCCUCCUCUUCACAACGUCGGCUCAGGCCUGCCUGUGUCCAGCUGGAUACUACCUGACGUAUAACCUUACCGCCUCCCCGGAUAUCGAUGUUGACUGUACAAGCAUAUCAGGCACACCUUGUCGUUCUGAUUUGGAUUGCAACUCCAGGGCCUCGGACUGUUUGGGUAUAUCAUCGUUCAGUCAAGUCAACUUCGAUGGCAGCGGUACCACGUCUACUGUCUCCCAAGACAUUGUAGACUUUCUCUUACCAGCUGUAUCUUUGAUAUGCAGCUUCAAUGAUAUAUACUUGGUGUCGAGAAUACCCGUUUACUUUUGUGAUGGGGCUGCUAAUGCGAUAGGUCGAUGCGAAUCAAUCGAAUCUGGCCCAUAUCAAACUCCGCCAAUAGAUGUACCGUUCUACCAGAAUAUCACACUUACCCAGGGAGUGAUUCGAGAUCUCAACCGCCGACUGCUUUUCACGAGAUAUCCCGUGACGUACAACCCAAGCGACCCGUUGACCUUUUCGUCUGUCAACGUACUGAGCGGACUUAUUCCCUGA